Drosophila hydei is the source of this 487-nucleotide messenger RNA. Its product is annotated as vitelline membrane protein Vm26Ab-like. The record is from RefSeq and is a predicted model, not a curated record. The transcript has 2 exons. NCBI's taxonomy places the organism in Eukaryota, Metazoa, Arthropoda, Insecta, Diptera, Drosophilidae. Bases 45 to 404 code for a protein of 119 amino acids.
CAACUUCCACAGUUAACAACCCAAAAACAACCAAAAAACUCAACAUGAAAUUCUUCGCCGUCUGCUUCUUCGCUGUUGUGGCUGUGGCUUCUGCUAAGCCCGGCAUUCUCUCUCCUUUGGCCUACACCGCACCAGCUGUGGUCGGCAGCGCCGCCUACGUGGCACCCUAUGCCUCCAGCUAUAGCGCUCAUCAGGUGGCCCAUAGCGCUGCCUUCCCAGCUGCCUACACUGCGCCCAUUGCUGCCGCCGCCUACACUGCUCCAGUUGCUGCUGCCUACUCCGCUCCUCUGGCUGCCGCCUACUCCGCUCCUCUGGCUGCUGCUUACUCCGCUCCUCUGGCUGCCGCCUACACUGCACCUGUGGCCGCUGCCUAUGCCAGCCCCUCGCUGCUGCUGAAGAAGUAAAGCGCUCCAAUGUGUCCACGUCUUGACCUCCGCAAGUGUAAAUAAACAAUUUUCUAUAUACCCAAAAGCGAACUGCAGUAAAU